This is a messenger RNA of Rhopilema esculentum, 3770 nucleotides long. NCBI's taxonomy places the organism in Eukaryota, Metazoa, Cnidaria, Scyphozoa, Rhizostomeae, Rhizostomatidae. The record is from RefSeq and is a predicted model, not a curated record.
AUGGAGGAGUUAUACGAUGAAGAAUACACAUUUGAUGAUGAUGGAUUAACAAUACUUACAUCGAAAGAUUUUAAAGAAAAAAAACUUGAAUUAACUGUUGAAGGAAAAGAAUAUGUAUUCGAAAAUAUUCUGAUAUCAUAUGCUAUUUGUAGUAAUUUGGCAGAUGAAAAUAUAGAUUAUCGUGCGGGUGAUGAAAAUAGUUAUUCAACUAUAUUUCGCGUUUCAAAGGAUCCUUCUGACUUAAUAAACGACUUUUAUAAAAGGCGACGAUUAAGUCCGUUUGCUCAAAAAUUUAGGAGUUGGAUUGUCGCUGACAAAGACGAAAGACGUGCGAAAGAUAAAGACGAAAGACGUAAGAAAGAUAAAGACGAAAGACAUGCGAAAGAUAAAGACGAAAGACUUGUGAAAGAUAGAGGCGAAAGACUUGCGAAAGAUAAAGACGAAAGACUUGUGAAAGAUAAAGACGAAAGACGUGCGAAAGAUAAAGACGAAAGACGUGCGAAAGAUAAAGACGAAAGACGUGCGAAAGAUAGAGGCGAAAGACUUGCGAAAGAUAGAGGCGAAGGGCUUGCGAAAGAUAAAGACGAAAGACUUGCGAAAGAUAAAGACGAAAGACUUGCGAAAGAUAAAGACGAAAGACGUGCGAAAGAUAAAGACGAAAGACUUGCGAAAGAUAAAGACGAAAGACGUGCGAAAGAUAAAGACGAAAGACGUGCGAAAGAUAGAGCGAAGGGCUUGCGAAAGAUAAAGACGAAAGACUUGCGAAAGAUAGAGGCGAAGGGCUUGCGAAAGAUAAAGACGAAAGACUUGCGAAAGAUAGAGGCGAAGGGCUUGCGAAAGAUAAAGACUCAUCUCAAAGGUAGCACGACGGCAGGUUAUCCAAUCCCGUACAAAAGUACAAAAGAUUGAGAUGAUUAGAGAAGGAAAACGAAGGAAUCCGGAGAAUGUACAUGGAGGUGUUCUAGUUGUUUAUAAAUCGACAUUAGAUGAUCCUAAAGGAGAUAUAUAUUGCACUAAUAGAGGGAUUAGAAGUACGAAUACUGUUUUAACUAUUUGUGAACAGCGAAAAAAGAUGACUACUUCAUUUUAUUGCAAAAGACGGAUUUUGGAUGAUGGAAUUCACAGUGUUCCUUUGGAUAUAUAAUGGAGACUUCAACAAAUGUCACAGUGUUACUUUGGAUAUAUAAUGAAGACUUUAAAAAUCACAGAUUGGAAUUUUUAAGAAAACGCAAAAAUAUAACUCUCAGUAUUCAAUUUAACGUUCUAACUGGUUGUGUUUUGUUGAAAGAACGUGACUUUAACGUGGAAUUGCAGUUGGAGGAAACACAUUUUAAAGAACGAGAAUUGUCGAUUUCGAUAGCAAAAAAGAUCUUUAAAGAAAGUAAAAUAGCUGAAAAAUCGCGGCUUGUUAUUCAAAAGACAAAUGAAAAAUAUUUAUACGGGGGAUUGCAGUGUGUCAGCAAAUAGAUUAAAAGAUCAAAAUCGAGUGCUUGAAUCCGAAUGCUUUCAAAAGUUUACUGAACUAUCUAGAUCAAGAAGGUGAUAUAAUGUCACAAUAUUUGCCAUUAUCGAUAUCAAGCAAUAAUCAAGCUUAGAUUUUAAAAGAAUUACCAGGAGGUCCGAAUGAAGCACUACAAGCUUACAUGCAUAAACUUUCAGACGAACAAUUUGGUAAUGGGAAAAAAAUUUCUGAAGAUGAAAUGCCACGAUUGAAAAAUUAUAACCUUUUAACAAAAAAGAUAAAAAGUAAACCGACGGAAAAAGUUAUACCUGACGUGAAUCUAGCAAAGAAACUCAUAACGAAGACUUUGAUGAUAACGACUGCGAUUACGAUAGUGACAGUCCACUACAAGAAGUGAUGAAAACACCGAAAAAUCUCCUUAUCCUGAAACAAAAUUGAAAGCGCCGAAAAAAUUCCGAAAAGAAAACAUGCAAUAAUAAGUGAUGAAGAAGACGGAGAUGAAGAGUAUGAGCCGAAACCUAAGUCAAGAAAAACCCUUUUGAAACAAAUUUAAUAAAAACUUGCUUUUCCAAAAAAGUGAUAUUGAUGACUAAGCAUUAAACUACUUUAGUAUAUAAUUGGUUAGUUUAUAUAUUUAAUAAAACAGUUAUAUACAUUUUAUUUUUAUUUAACUAUAUAAACGUAGUUUUUUUAACCUUUAGUAAUUCUGAAAUGGAUGAAUAUAAACGCAUUACCAAUCGCGCUUUACUUGAAUAUCAAUUGUUUAAAAUAAAACAAAACAUACAAAGAAAACGAAAAAGAAAGGUAAUAAAUAAGGAUGAAAUUCAUAAUGUCAAAAAAGUAAACCAAACCAAUACUAAUUACUCUUAUUAUGAAAAUUUUUAGAUGAAACAACAUUUAGAAACUUAGAGACAGACGACGAAGACGAAACCCCACAAACCAACACCAUUGUUGAAAUUGCUACAGAAGAAAAAUUUAACUCAAUUUUAAAGACGAAGACUAUUAAAGAAUUAUUUCAUUCCAUUAAAAUAGACGCCUACAACUUUAAUGGCAAAGAAUAUUUUGUUUAAAAGAUGGUGAACAUUGUUUUGUAAUGAAAAAAGAAUUUUCAUUAAAAAAGCAAAUUUCUUAUACUUCUUAAAGGAUAUCCCCCAGUUCUGUGGGAAAACCUAAGACUUGAAAAAAUGGAGGCUGAAAAAUGUAGGCUGAAAAAUGGCGGCUGCAAAAACGGCUGAAAAUUCUAGCAAUGACGAUGAAGAAUUUGAUUAUGAUGAUUGUGAAUAUUCUAAGCAUAAUUAUUACCAUCAAUCUCACAUGUAUAUGGAUACUUUAGAAGAAGGCUAUAACGAUGAUGAAGAUUGAGAUCCUGAAGAUUUAGUAUUAGGUGAAGACAUAGACGAGUAUCUUGAUUACCACAAAAAAUAUCUUAAACCGAUGAUUGAUUUUUCUUUCUGGUAUUUGGUAUCUCUCUUUUUUCGAUGAGAAAAAGAAGCUUACCUUUUUAACCCUCUUUUUGGUUCAUGUACAUAUGCUUAAACUAUUGGAUUAUGUUGACUAUUUUUUACAGCAUUAGAUUAUGUCGAUAAUUUGUAUUACAAUAAAAUUAUUGAUGAUUAUUAUAUUACGAAAUUAACGUUUAUAAUCGAAAAUUUUUUUGUAUAUAUCUUAAUUGUAGAAUUGUGUUAUGUAAUCCAUUAGAUUUUUUAGCUUUUCUUUUUUAAUAGACGCGAGACAUCUUUGUUUUUUCUCAUAUCAAGAAUAUAAUCGAAAAAAAGAUACUAUUUUUUCUUCUUCAAACCUGCAUAGUACUCAUACAGAAUUUCAAAUAACAUCAUUUUAACUAUAUAUCAAUAUGAGUUUUUACUUCAUAUUUAAAAAACUUGACAUGAUUUUCAUUUGAAUAACUGUGUAAAUGAAUAUUCAAAACUUUCUCGAACAAAGUAUCACCAACAGCUUCUCGAACCCAAGAUAUUUCAGGACGCUCACAACAAUUAUUCUUUUUGAAAAACUUGACAUCAUCUGAAUAAACUGAAAUUACUUUAUUGCCAAGACAAAAACUGGACAUUUGAAACUCUAUGUGCAAAAAUCGAUCGUAAGCCAGCAUUUUUCUCGUAGCAGUAGCCAACUUAUUUGCUUCUUCCGAAUUAGAAACUUCAACAUCAAAUCUUUUUAUAGAUAUUGCUUCAUCAAAACAAAAAUGUAAAACAAAAACAAAAAACAGCAAAACUGUGUAAAUAUUGAAGAAAUACAUCAAUGUUUUCGUUAGGAAUGAUAAAAAAUAUACAGUGAUUAUUCUAAAAUAGAACUA